UUUGGUUAUUUUCCUGGGCUGAACUGGAGCUGUGGCGCCUCGCUUCAGCGGGAGUUUAGAUAAGUGAGUUCUGAGUCUCAGUAAUGAGAGGGGGGAAUAGUUUGCGUGAACAUAGUUAACUGGAUUACAGCUUUUAUAUCUCUUGCAUGGAUUAAAAAAUCCAUCCGCACAGUCAUAGACACACUCAUACUCUCUCUCUCUCUCCUCAUCGCGCACUUGCUCGCCUCCGCAGCUGCGCAGCUCAUUUCCUGGGUUGGGGAGUUUGGAGUGGUCUUGCAUUUCUUCACUUCACGCACACGCACGUGCGCUCCUGUCCACACUGUGUGUGAGUGUGUUUUAAGACUUGAGGACCGCGGAUCUUAAACGCCGUACUGAUUUUUAUAUUGGGCAGGAAUGGACUGCACUUCUCCCAGCAUGAGCUGCUACUUCCGAGAGGUGUGAACAGCAGCGGCGGCGGCGGCGGCAGCGCGCGACUCCGACAUGGAUGGAUCAACAAACAGCCUCGAUGAUGUGUCGGCUGGGAGCAGUGCAGAGUUUCCAGACAGGCUCUCUCUCAUGGAGGUGCGGCUGCAGGCGCAAGAAGAUGAGAUCACAUUGCUCAAGUCCUCAUUGGCAGAUGCUUUACGCAAGCUCCGUCUCCACGACCAGCAGAUCCCACUACUUAAGCAGCAGCUAAUUGCCGUGAACCCUGGUGCAGCCCGGGUGUUGAAUCAGUCCUUCUGCAUUGAUGGAUACUCCAAACCCUGUAGACACUCCACCAGCUCUCUGGAUGGUCUCCAUCACCCAGUGAACAGCCAUGUCUUAAACUCUGAAAACGGGGAGGGCAGCACAGCCCACUCCGUCCCCACCGUGAAGUCAAGCACAAGUGAAAGCUCGACCCAAACCGACCCCUGGACCCCUGAGCCCACAAGAACGCCACUGGCGCCUUCCAAGAGCCUCUGUCUGGAGGAUGCACUUCCAGAGGGGGUUUCCCUCAUGGAGGAGGCCCUGAACAAGCUCCACCAGGAGACGCAGGAGGAGGAGAGCACGAACGAGGAGGAGCGAGAGAAGGACCGGAGCUGGCGCUCUUUAGUGGAGGACCCCAUCCAGCCCACCACCAUCAGAACCCUCCAGCAGCAGCACAGCAAAAGCAGUGAAGAAAGCCAGGGUUCAGCCCCACAAACACCAACCUCCAGCUCGCCAGCGCCCCCUAAAGAGCCUUCCAGCAGCCCCCACAGCGGACCCUUGUCCCCCAUAAUGGAGAGCGAGAAGACACUAGUGCGGAGAAAUAGUGAGAAACAGAGCAAGGACAUCCAGGACAAAGCCAAACAGAGAAUGCCUAAGAAAGCAGCGUCCUCCACCAACCUUCUCACCCGAUCCCCGAGCCUGGAGGGCCGAGCCAAAGAUCUCCUCUCCAACACAGGAUCACAGGGGUCCAGAAGAGGAACACAGGGUCAUUCAAUCAAAAUGUUCAUCCGUGGGCGGCCAAUCACCAUGUAUGUUCCCUCAAACAUCCAGAACUAUGAUGAUCUUAGGAUGGACCUUCCUUCAGAGAAACUGGACCUGGAUUGGGUCUAUGGUUACAGAGGGCGUGACUGUAGAGGGAACUUGUACAUGCUUCCCUCUGGGGAGGCGGUGUAUUUUAUAGCCUGUGUGGUAGUCCUUUACCAUGUGGCCAAUCGGACUCAACGCCAUUACCGCAAACACACAGACUGUGUACGAUGUUUAGCAAUUCAUCCAGACAAGGUGUUGAUAGCAUCCGGACAGACGGCAGGCGUGGAUAAGGAUGGCAAGCCUUUGCAGCCAUUUGUCCAUAUCUGGGACUCCACUACACUGGUGACCCUGCAGCAGAUUGGUAUGGGCACAUUUGAGCGAGGGGUCGGAUCUGUGGCCUUCUCGAACGCGGAUGCUGGGGCAUUUCUGUGUGUAAUUGACGACUCCAAUGAGCACAUGCUGUCUCUCUGGGACUGGAACAAAAACACCAAGGUUGUUGAAGUAAAGAGCACUAAUGAGGCCGUGUUCGCUGUGGAGUUCAACCCUGCAGACACUAAUAACAUCAUCACCUGUGGCAAAUCUCACGUUUACUUCUGGACGCUUAGCGCUGGGACGCUGACCAAGAAGCAGGGCAUCUUUGGAAAAUACAAGAAGCCCAAGUUCAUCAUGUGCUUUGUGUUCAGUCUGACGGGGGAUGUGCUAACCGGCGACUCUGAAGGAAACAUCCUCACUUGGGGGAAAUCAGCAGCAGACAUCAAGACUUUAGGCAAGGGAGCCAAAGAGACAUUCCAGAUCAUGAAGCAGACUCGCGCUCAUGAGGGCAGCGUCUUCACCCUCUGCGUCCUGCAGGGCGGCGCUCUGCUCAGCGGCGGCGGCAAAGACCGCAGGAUCAUCCGCUGGAGCGCAGACCUAGCGCCCGAGAGGGAGUGUGAGAUUCCAGAGAAGUUUGGGGCGGUCCGUACCAUUGCAGAUGUGGAUGGUGAGGAACUGCUGGUGGGAACGACCAGGAAUGCAAUUCUCCGAGGCUCCUUCUCAGACGGGUUCGUGGCCAUAGUGCAGGGUCAUGUAGAUGAGAUGUGGGGUCUGGCCACACACCCCUUUCAGAACAUCUUCCUCACCUGUGGGAAUGACAAGCAAGUGUGUUUGUGGAAUGCUGAGGAGCACACCUUGGGCUGGUGCACUACACUGGAGGAGUCAGGUCUGUGUGCUGAUUUCAGUCCUAAUGGAGCUGUUGUUUCAGUUGGACUCUGGACUGGAAGGUGGGUGGUUCUGGACCUACAGACCCGAGAGGUGGUGUCUGACCUAAUCGAUGGCAACGAGCAGCUGUCCGUCAUGAGAUACUCACCAGAUGGCAGCUUUUUGGCUGUUGGCUCCCAUGACAACUUAAUUUACAUUUACAGUGUGACAGAGGGGGGUCGACGCUACACACGUUUUGGGAAGUGCACGGGACACUCCAGUUUUAUCACACAUCUAGACUGGUCCAAAGAUGGGAAGUAUAUCAUGUCCAAUUCUGGCGAUUACGAAAUCCUUUACUGGGAUGUGGCUGGAGGCUGUAAGCUGUUGCGAAACCGUUACGAGAGUAAGGAUCGUGAAUGGGCCUCCUAUACAUGUGUGCUGGGCUUCCAUGUCAUGGGUGUGUGGCUGGAGGGUUCGGAUGGGACCGAUAUCAACGCUCUGUGUCGCUCUCACAGCGAGCGAAUAGUGGCAGUGGCAGAUGACUUCUGCAAAGUCCACUUAUUCCAGUAUCCAUGUCCUAAACCAAAGGCACCAAGUCACAGGUAUGAGGGCCAUGGCAGUCAUGUGACCAACGUACGCUUCACCCACUGCGACAGUCACCUUCUGUCACUGGGUGGGAAGGACACAUGCAUCCUCCAGUGGCGAGUCAAGAGGAGCGGGGCUGCAGAAAAGGAACACCCAACCUCUUCACUUCCUCCACCCACUUCCCUUAACAGUUCCUCAGAACCUGGGAAACAGAAGGAGAAAGAGAUGGGAUGAAGAGAGUGACAAAGAAUAUGUUGAAGAAUAUGGUAUUGCACAAUCUAGAGUAAAUCCAGCAUUAGGAAGACUGUGCUGAGAGGAUGCAAUGUUUAUGGUGGUCUUUAACAGAUUUUCAUGGCCAAAAAGGAAGUCAGUGUUGCAUCAACAUUCACUAUAUCAGGUUUACAUGUUACUAUAUUACUCCAAUUUUAUAGACAACAGGACAAAUGAUGUGUGUGUCUGUGUGUGUGUCAAACAGCUUAUGUUUAUGUAAAGUAAACUGAUCUUAUACUUUGACUUUAUUAACAUUACGUUACGUUUAUGUUGAUAAUUCUGGAAUGUGAAAGGCUUGUACGUGCCUUUAUAGACAAUCAUCUCAAGAUGGUCAUUCCAAAGCAAGUCUUUCAUUUAUCACCCUUUACUCGUUGCAGUACAUGUUUACAUUACUGACCUGUUGCUGAUUUGUAGAUGUGAACUGUUUCUUCAGUUUGUUCUCUGUGCGCUGUCUGGCUAUGAUUUAAUAAAUGUGUUUGUGUGUCAUCACACUAUUAAACCAAAACCA
Molecule: messenger RNA, 4012 nt
Organism: Astyanax mexicanus (Mexican tetra)
Lineage: Eukaryota; Metazoa; Chordata; Actinopteri; Characiformes; Acestrorhamphidae
Gene: eml3
Product: EMAP like 3
Exons: 24
Coding region: 481-3468 (995 amino acids)
Biological process (GO): microtubule cytoskeleton organization
Cellular component (GO): mitotic spindle
Molecular function (GO): microtubule binding
Source: RefSeq, a predicted model, not a curated record